This is a messenger RNA of Morchella sextelata, 1458 nucleotides long. RefSeq lists its product as uncharacterized. Gene Ontology annotation, molecular function: protein binding; hydrolase activity. The coding region runs from base 1 to 1458 and encodes 485 amino acids. The record is from RefSeq and is a predicted model, not a curated record. Lineage: Eukaryota; Fungi; Ascomycota; Pezizomycetes; Pezizales; Morchellaceae. The transcript has 14 exons.
AUGACUUCUGCCUGUUGCGUCCAAGGUACUCUCCAAAAUGAUUCGCCAAAUGGCACUGAAACCGUUAUCCACGGUCUCGAUACCUAUGUCGCGUCUGGAGACUCCUCAAAGGGAGUCAUUGUAAUAAUACCAGACGUAUUUGGCUGGCUUUUGGUAAACACUCGUCUAUUAGCCGAUGUAUACGCUAGGAAGACUGGCUUGUCGGUUUAUGUCCCUGACUUCAUGUCUGGCGAUUCAUUUCCAGUAGAGAAUAUGCAGGUCUUAUCACCCGUUGAUGGUACAGUCCCGACUAUGACAGCAAAAGUUAAAACUCUAGGAAAGCUUGGAGCUUGGAUGUUUCGCCAUCGGGAGGCCGUUUCAUGGAAGAUAAUCAACGGUUUCUUUGAAGCAAUCCACAAAGAGAACACUACCCGCAAGGUUUUUGUCUCUGGUUUUUGUUGGGGAGGAAGAUAUGCUUGCUUGCUCGCCCAAAGGGAGAAAUGGUUUUUGAGUGAUGGGAGUUAUAGAGAAGGUGGGCUUAUUGAUGCUUUGUUUUCGGCACAUCCAUCUCUGCUCGCAAUUCCAAAGGAGAUAGAGCUCAUUGCGAAGCCUGUGAGUUUUGCGAUGGCUGAGGAGGACGAACGUCUCCCGAUGAAAGACGUCGAGAAAAUCAUAGAGAUUCUCGGAAAGCAGAAGAUGCUUAAGAGCGAGGUUGUUACUUAUGACGGCGCCAAACAUGGCUUUGCUCUGAGGGGAAAUAUUGAGAUCCAGGCUCAGAGAGAGAAUAUGGAGAACUCCCAGGACCAGGCAGUUAAUUGGUUCAAACGCAUUGAAAUCGCCAUCUCUGAGGUCCGGACAUCUCUCCUCCAACCAACCAAACUUAUUCGCCCCAAACAAUAUCUACCACUAUUUACCGCGGACGCCGCAAGAAUGGUCCACGCCGAUGCAUCGAAUUUCUCGAGAGGCGUUUCAAAAGCAGAGGCGUAUGCUCAAGUCAUCGAGCAGGCCUCGGCGCUGUUUGACGGACAACGAAACUGGUGGGUCUACUUCUCCAUCAAGGUCUGCAACCUCGCCAAUUCGGCUUCUCUUAUCUGGCAUGCGUUACAUUCGAUGCCAGAGCCAUCAAACCAUGCAAAUUGGGCAGGGUUCUACGUCCUUGAUCCGACAACUCCAAAACAGUUGAUACUCGGCCCAUUCAUGGGAAAGGUUGCCUGUCAGACUAUCAAAUUCGGCCGUGGGGUUUGUGGCAAGGCAGCGGAAACCGCUGAGACGCAAGUCAUUGAGGAUGUGCACUCGUUCCCAGAUCAUAUCGCUUGUGAUGGAGACUCAAGAAGUGAAAUAGUCGUGCCCAUACGGGUUGGUGGAAAGGUCGUCGCAGUUAUCGACGUUGACUCCACAGUCCCUAAAGCGUUUGACGAGGAGGACAAAAAGGCCCUAGAGUCGCUAGCAGAAAUUCUCGGAACCAGUUGCGAUUGGUAA